CGCGGAGUUAGACCGCGAAAAAGGUGACGUCGAGGGUUUUGAUGUCUUUAUGCAUAUUGAUGGGUUAUCUUUCAUCUAGUUGCGUAACCUUAUACAAGUUUAUCAAAAUUAUUAAGGCGCUUCUGACUUUUAUUGGGUCGUUGGUCGCAUUUCUGUUCCUCUUUUACACUACUCAUCACGUGAAGAGUACGGAAAGUAAUAUCAUUGUAUGUUCAUACAUAAGAUUAAAAAUUGCGCGAUUUAAGGCUUAUGUUCACUCAUGUAACUCGGUGAUUGGUGAGAAACUCAUUUUUCACUCGAAAAUCGCUCAGUUAGAAGAUUUCACUAAUAAGAACUGCAACUCAGCUAGCAUUUCUUUCGGGAGCAUUGCAGAUUUUUUUCGGGCAGACUUCGGACGCAUUGUAGACUUUUUAGGGCAGGCUUAAGGACACUGUUCCAUGUAUGUUUAUUCACCCUAGGUUUUUUGUCCCAAAGUCUGCAGUGCGCCUGAAAAAAUUGCUAGCUGAGAAGUUCACUGUAGUCGAAUAUAGUCGUUUCAGGCUUAGUAUUAUGUCAUUUCAAGUGGUUUCCAAUGCAGCAUAUAACUUUAAAAGCAGUACUGUGACCAAAAGACACUAGUUUGUAAUCUCUCAUCAGCCAAUUCGUCAAGGAGAUUAAAAUGAUUUGGACGAAGUGGAUGUCAUGCGGAAAGCUUGAAAAUGUUUUGAUCCCACCAGUCUCUACUCUGUAAAUUCAAAAACAUGCUUUCUGAUCAAGUGAAAUAACCCUAAUGAAGGCUAAAUCACAUCUCUUUGUCACAGUUUUAAAUGGUGUCGUGAAAAAUCCAGUAUCUCCAAAUCCUUGGUUUUUGAUGCAGUGUUGAAGUUAUUUUGUAGAAUAACACAUUAGUCUUCCUACGAAAUAACUUUUGUAUCAGAGUUAUCAGUCAAGCUAUUAUUCAGAGUGUCCCUACCAUUGUGAGUGAGAACACGCACACUUGUACUAAUCUUCAGUAGCCACUUUGUGCGCCAUGCCUAGCCAGUCUGUCACCUUUGAAGUCGUUCAGAUAUUAACGUUGGCCUCAAAAGUCGGACAAGAUAAUCUGAUUUCAAACGAUAUUUUAUUAAGACUUCCUUCAAUACUGUUCUCUUGAAUCAAUAAAUUGAUUUACUCUUAACUGCUGUUUAGUGAUCAGUGAACUUGAAGUCAUUACAGUUAAAAAUUUCAGUGUUAUAAUCGCUACUUUUGGGACAGUUUUUCGCUUUGGUAUUGCAUUUAUUCCACUGAAUUAGGUGUCCUCUUUACAACUCGUGGGUCGCAAUUAUAAGUCGUUCCCUUUGCGAGGCUUAAAUCAUCACCAAAUAAUUCACCAUCUGAAUGUGGACUUCCUAAAAUCUUCGAAAGAAUUCGGAACAUUCUUCAUAUUUCAACCGCAAGGUAGGACCUAGCAUAGCUGUAUACUAGUCCAAAUUAGUACACUGGUUAAAUUAAGAGUGAUUUUUAUGAUGACAGUUUUUCAACAUUUGGAAAUGUCACCUAGAUAUGAUUAGCGCAUAUAUUAUCAGUUAUGUUUAUUAGCAGCGAGGGCCUAGCAAAUUAGGGACGAAGUGCAGUGGUGGACAGUUAUGUUGAAGGGAACUGGCUGACGUUGAAGGGAGUUUAAAAGUUCACUAAAUUAAUGAACAGAACAUACCACCGACUGGCUAUCCAUUCCUUCUUCGGACACCUCACUGUCGCAAAACCUGCAACUCCUGGUAAAGUCUUAAUUGCCAUAGAUAAACUGAGAUCAGAACCAAUCUCUCCUUAAGUUAUUAUCACGAGGGUGUAAAGAUAGCCGUAGGCUUAAGAUUUUCUGGAAACUGAUCAAUACUUCUGCCACGACCAGCAUUACUUCGGUGUUCCCAAAUAUUAUGCGUAAAUUUUUAUAAGAUACGACAGGGAUGAUAGGUCAGUUAACAACGUUAUAAAACUUCUUGUUAGCUGAAGUGUCUGGGGCAUUGGUUUCGCACACUUACGAACUGACAUACUGUUCCAGUUAGGGUGGAAUCAAGACGACAAGAAGCUGAGGAUGAAGUAUGUAGUAAGCUAGGAUAGGCUUCUUCGACCAAGUCCGAAAAACUUAGUUUAAGUCUAACAAUGAAUCAUUAAAAAAUACGAUAUUCAUAACCUUCUGCGAUCUGAACUGUAAUAUCAUGUAUUUGGUGAUUAGUGAUUAGUCACUUUCUUUCAUACUGUUGUGACAUUUUUGAUCUUGUCUUUGACUACUACUUUAACGUGCUGGUGUAUAUUUUUAUGAAUUAAGUCGAUGUGUAGUCUUUUUAAGUACUACGUUGUUCGUAUCUGUCUGAAUUGCAUACGCUAAUCAUUAGUUUAUUAAUUAACUGGUUUCCCUAAUUAUUAUUUUUCUGAAUUUAUUGGGAUUCCAUCUUACGUAUCAAUGCUCAUUUUUUAAAAGUUUUAUCGCGGAUUGAUAUAAGUUAGGGAACAGGACAGCUGUUUCGUCAUAGUUUGGGACUCAUUGGCGGUAUACAUCCAAUGGGGCUGGAACCCAGGACCCUCUGGUUACAAGGCAAGCUCGUAAACUAUUCAGCCAUAGGGUCCCGACUCAAUGACCCAUAAAUUCUACCAAUUCUCAACGGCUCUCUAACUGAUAUCAAUUUGUGACCAAACUCCAAAUAAGUUAUAUCCUUACAAACAAACUCUUAGCAACUCAUUUUGUUAUUUUUAGGCUCACGUGCUGGUUGUGUGGAUUUCCACCGCCAAUAUACAGACGUUCUACUCCAUCAGCUAUCUGGGAAAUAAGACACUACAGACUAAUAAAGAAAACUAAAAAUCUCUUAGACAUUACGUUCCAGCCAUGGUUUUCAAGCUUAUCAGAUUGUGUCUACUUUUCCUGCUGGCAAAUACUUCUUGGUCUGUUGACCGGUCGAAUUUCAAGACAUGUGACCAGAGCUCGUUUUGCACUCGACAGCGAAAAUUGAAAGCUAACAGUCUAGACUACUGGUUGGAACCAAACUCCAUCAUAACGAAUUCGUAUGGUAUGACUGCUAUUAUUCAAACUCAGGAUCAAAAUCACUCACUUUUAUUAAAUAUUUCUUAUCAUCAACACUCCAUCUUUCAUGUGUUCAUCGAUGAGCUUACAAAUGAGUUUAAACGGUUUCGUGUGCCUUCAGGCGAUGUAAUCUUGAAAAGUGUCCAGGAAGCACCUGUUAAAUCAAUGGUUAAUACAACCAAUGUAGUGCUACAAGGAAAUUCUGGAGAUAAAGCGGUUGUGCAUUAUAAACCUUUCCACAUUGAUUUUUUGUUGGAUAAUACUGUUGUGGCUUCAGUUAAUAGAAGGAAUCUUCUACAUUUUGAGCAUCAGAGAAAUAAACCUGUUGUCGAAAAACAGUCGACUGAAGAGAAUAAUCACACUUCUGGUGAGACUCACAAUCUAGAUACCUCAUCCGUCAAAGACUAUGACAAAUCCUCAAGUGAUUCAGAUGUCCCCAAAGACACUGCAACAGUUGAUGAAAACAAAGUUGAUGAACAACAACCACAUUCUAGUUCACAAGAUACAGUUUCUAGUGAUCCAACAUGGUCUGAGCACUUCAAAGAACAUCUUGACUCAAGGCCUCAUGGAUUGAAUUCGAUUUCAUUGGACUUUGACUUUCAUGGGUUCAAUCACGUUUAUGGCAUUCCAGAACAUGCUGAUGGAUUUGUGCUAAAAUCAACAAGCAACGGCGAUCCAUACAGGCUUUACAAUCUUGAUGUUUUCGAAUACGAGUUAAACAAUCCUAUGGCCCUGUAUGGCUCUGUUCCUGUUUUAUGGGGGCAUAAUCAAAAUCAUACAGUUGGUAUUUUGUGGCUCAAUCCAUCAGAAACGUGGAUUGAUAUCGAGUACUCGAAUUCAGAAACCAAUGGCCUAUUCUCUAGAAUCCCGAAUUUCUUCGCGAAAACAUCUCAGGAAACUCGUGUGGAAACUAGAUGGAUAUCAGAGUCUGGUUUGGUAGAUUUAUAUGUUUUUAUGGGUCAUGUUCCCUCUGAAGUAAUGAGCGCAUAUGCUUAUCUGGUGGGAACAACAAAAUUACCGCCGCUGUUUGCUAUAGGUUAUCAUCAGUGUCGAUGGAAUUAUAAUGAUGAGGCUGAUGUACUCACGGUGGAUAAGCAUUUCGAUGAAUAUGAAAUUCCUGUUGAUGUUUUAUGGUUAGAUAUUGAGCAUACAGACGGAAAGCGUUACUUCACAUGGGAUCUAAACAAAUUCCCUAAUCCUGGAGAAAUGGUUGAUAAAUUAAAUGUCAAAGGUCGAAAGCUUGUCACAGUUGUUGAUCCUCAUAUUAAACGCGAUUUAAACUGGCCCUUAUUUAGUAACUCUCAGAACAGUGGGAUUUUCGUAAAAACCAGGGAUGGUACUGAAUAUGAUGGUUGGUGCUGGCCUGGUUCUAGCGCAUGGCCUGAUUUUACUGACGAAACUGUUCGACAGUGGUGGUCAAAUCAAUUCCUAACUUAUGAACCUAUUCGCAAAGAUACAAUGUUUACUUGGAAUGACAUGGGGGAACCAUCAGUUUUCAACGGUCCGGAAGUCACUAUGCAUAAAGAUGCUAAACAUGCAAAUAAUUGGGAACAUCGUGACAUACACAACUUGUAUGGUUUGUACGUUCACCAAGCAACUUGGAAUGGGCAAAUGUUACGGGCAAAUGGUAUGGAGCGUCCCUUUGUACUCUCUCGGGCAUUUUUUGCUGGAUCUCAGAGGACAGCAGCUGUUUGGACCGGAGAUAAUACCGCAGAUUGGGGACACCUAAAGAUUUCAAUCCCAAUGCUUCUCAGUCUAUCGGUCACGGGUUUGACAUUGAGCGGAGCUGAUGUUGGAGGAUUUUUCGGAAAUCCAGAUCCUGAGUUACUGACAAGAUGGUAUCAAGCUGCUGCUUACCAACCAUUUUUCCGCGCUCAUGCUCACAUUGAUACUAAACGCCGUGAGCCUUGGUUGGUACCUGCAGAAUAUGUUGAUCCUAUACGGAAAGCUAUACAAGCACGUUACAAUUUACUUCCCUAUUGGUAUACUACAUUUGCUCGGUCAGAAGCAGAUGGCCAACCAGUUAUGGCGCCAAUCUGGUAUCAUUUUCCUAAAGACGUGAAUACAUUUGCCUUGGAGGAACAAUAUAUGAUUGGUGAAGCUUUACUUGUAAAUCCUGUCACUUCCCAAGGUGCUAGUCAUGUACAAAUAUACUUCCCUAAAGGAACAUGGUAUCACAAUCCGUCAUUCGAGGUCUAUACAGGUGAACAGUUAGUGCAGUAUCCCGUCACAUUAUCAUCCAUACCUACAUUUUAUAGAGGUGGUUGGAUUAUACCGAGAAAAGAACGCAUACGUCGUUCCUCAUGGCUUAUGCGUGAUGAUCCAUACACUUUCAUCGUGUGUUUGGAUCCUGAAGAGCCUAAUGCUUCUGGUUACAUAUAUUUUGAUGAUUUUCAUUCUACCUCCAAGUUAAAUGCACAAUUUUUCAAAAUUAUCUAUGAUCGAGUUGUAGAUCCAACAGGUGGAUAUAUGCAUGGUGGACGAUUGCGUUUAGUACGUUUACCAUUACCAGGUGAAAUAUCUAUUUCUUCUUCUACAAACGAAAUGGUUAUUCCGAGAAUUGAACGUAUUGUUAUUGUUGGAUUAAAUAGCACAUUAGAAAGAGUUACUGUUAUUGAAGAGCAUAAACCACGUAGAAAUGUAGAAUUUUCAGUUAAUCCACCAAUUCAUCUUUCUGGUAGUGGUUCCACGUACACACCUCAAACUGUUUUUGUUCGUAAACCCGAACUUUUAGUAAACGAUCAAUGGGAGGUUCAUUUUGUCACUGGUAAAGAACUGAAAGACGAUUUAUAAAUGAAAACUAAUGUUUUUUUCUAUUUGUUUUUGUACAAGAAUCUGUUCUGCAUGUGUAUAUGAAAAUGUUACUUUGAAAUACACCUACAAAAAAGACCUCUUAUUUUUAGACUAGUUGUUUAUAAACCUACUCUUUACUUUUUUGUUUACCAAGUGUAAUAUGUGUAUGCUAACUUUUUGUCAUUUGUCCUUUUUCUCUUUACAUUUCUGAUUUGUCUUCACUAUGUAUUUUGUUUCCUUUCCAAAGCACACCUCUUCUAGUUUUUUUUGGUUCUUUUAUCUCAGCACUAGUGAUGUGUAUGUACUUUUCAUAUAAUCGAAUUAGGCUUCUAAAUAUAUAUUUUAAUUGUUGU
Trichobilharzia regenti is the source of this 6177-nucleotide messenger RNA. The record is from the annotation of a GenBank genome assembly. Lineage: Eukaryota; Metazoa; Platyhelminthes; Trematoda; Strigeidida; Schistosomatidae.